Nestor notabilis (Kea) is the source of this 1316-nucleotide messenger RNA. RefSeq names its product lysosomal acid phosphatase-like. Gene Ontology annotation, cellular component: lysosome. Gene Ontology annotation, molecular function: acid phosphatase activity. Gene Ontology annotation, biological process: dephosphorylation; lysosome organization. NCBI's taxonomy places the organism in Eukaryota, Metazoa, Chordata, Aves, Psittaciformes, Psittacidae. The record is from RefSeq and is a predicted model, not a curated record.
AUGAGCAUCUGGGGGGGACUUAGCAACAUUCCUCAGCGAGUGCAUCCAAGGAGCAUCACCACUUACAACAGCGUUACUAAUGGUGCACUCCUGUCCUGGCAGAUCUUCGUCCGCAGCACGGACUAUGACCGGACACUGAUGAGUGCGGAGGCCAACCUGGCAGGAAUGUAUCCCCCAGAGGGAGCACAGAUCUUCAACCCCAACAUCUCCUGGCAGCCAAUCCCUGUGCACACAGUGGCCAGGUCCGAUGAAAGGCUACUGAAGUUUCCUUUGACCCCCUGUCCACGGUAUGAACAGCUACAGAAUGAAACCCGGCACUCAGCAUUAUACGUAAAUAAGACCAGAGAGAAUUGGCAAUUCCUGCAGAUGGUGGCAAAUGAGACUGGGAUCCGGGAUGUCUCUCUCGAGGGUGUUUGGAGCGUGUAUGACACGCUGUUCUGUGAACAAGCACACAAAAUGGACUUGCCUGAAUGGGUGACACCAGAUGUCAUGACUCGACUGAAGCAACUCAAAGACUUUGGGUUUGAAUUUCUGUUUGGGAUCCAGGAUUGGGUAGAAAAAGCUCGUCUGCAAGGCGGGGUCCUGCUGGGUCACAUAAGGAAAAACCUGACCAAAGCAGCAGAUGGUUCUGCCCACCAGAACCUGAAACUGCUUGUCUAUUCAGCGCAUGACACUACACUUGUGGCACUGCAGAUGGCUCUAGAUGUCUACAACAAGAUUCAACCACCAUACGCCUCAUGUCAUUUAUUUGAGCUGUACCAAGAGGAUGAUGGUAACUACUCUGUGGAGAUGUUUUACCGGAAUGAGAGUGGGAAGGAACCUUUCCCUCUGACAAUCCCUGGCUGUCAGCAUAGCUGUCCCCUGCAAAGAUUCUUGGAGCUCACAGAUCCUGUUAUUCCCCAGGACUGGGAGCAAGAAUGCCAGGUAGCAACCAUCGUUCACGAUACAGAACUGUUUGUGGGUCUGGCUGUCUGUGGAUCCAUUCUUCUUCUCCUUAUAAUCCUCCUCUUGACUGUACUCUUCCGCAUACAGUCCCAGCACCCUGGCUACCGGCAUGUUUCCAAUGAGGGAGAAGAGCAGGCCUGACAGUUGCUUCAACUCCUUCCCAAGCAGUAGGAGGGAGCAGUGUUGCCCCUGAGGAUGAUUGGGCACCUCCAGUUACUGAGCAUUCUUUUGCUUUGGCCUUUGCUUCCCAGGAUGAAGCGGGACUUGAUUUUUGGAUGCUUUCUAAAGGCGACGUCCCAGAGAAGGAGGACUGAGCUGUUCUAAUGGAAGUGACACCUUAAUUCUGCAGCCAGUGUACUGUGUGGUGCCCC